Messenger RNA from Dentiscutata heterogama, 557 nucleotides. The record is from the annotation of a GenBank genome assembly. Lineage: Eukaryota; Fungi; Glomeromycota; Glomeromycetes; Diversisporales; Gigasporaceae.
AUCCUUUUUUGGAUGUUGAUAAUGAUGAUGAUCACUGUGGUCAAGAAGAUCAGAAAAAUAGUUUCCAACAACAAGUUCAUCAAUUAUUAAGAUUAAUGGCUAGCGCUCUGUCUCAGUUAGAAUUAGUUGGUCAUGCGUUUGAGACAAAUAACAUUCAAGAUUGGGAGGAUGAUUUCCAUCCGGAUAUGAGUUUUAAAGUCAAUGAAACCAUUGAUCAAUAUGUGUCAGAGAUGGUAGCUUUGUUUAGACAGGUUACUGUGAGAGAUAACCAGUAUCCUGAAGCAAUAAAAGCUCAAAUUUUUGUACAAGGACUACAACCGGACAUGGUGCUUGUGGUGGGUUUAUUUAUACUAAAAACUCUACAAGCAGCAAUUGAAAGGGAUAAAGUUACCAGUUUGACAGUUCAACUCCUUACUUCUUCAAGUGCUACUGAAGAUCCUAUAAAGAAAUUAACAUCUGUAAUAGAAGAAUUAGUAGUGUCUAUAAAGAAUAAUAAUGAUAGACCAAGAGAAAAUCAAAACAAAAAUCAGAAUAAUAUACCAUUUCAGGGAAAUUGA